Drosophila willistoni is the source of this 439-nucleotide messenger RNA. RefSeq lists its product as uncharacterized. The transcript has 2 exons. Lineage: Eukaryota; Metazoa; Arthropoda; Insecta; Diptera; Drosophilidae. The coding region runs from base 41 to 391 and encodes 116 amino acids. The record is from RefSeq and is a predicted model, not a curated record.
ACAACACACAAAGAGAAUAAUAAUCAACAUAAUUAUAAAAAUGAAAUUCCUGCUCAGUUCGGUUUUCCUGUUGGCUCUUCUGGGUGCCAGCUAUGGCUACAGUGCCAGUUGGGGCAAACGUGCCAAUAAUGACUAUCUGCUAUCCCGCCAGAUCGAAGUGCGUAAUCCCAUUAAGAAUAAUUACUGGAGCGUCAAUGUUGAUUUUCCCAGAGCUGGUACUGUGAAUUACUAUAACAUUUCGGCCGUAUUUGUGUAUGAUAACUUCAAGAACAGUUCCGGAGCUUCACCAAGUCUGUGGUCUGGUGGUCCAGGAUACCGUUUCGCCACAGUAAAUCUUCGUAGUCUGGUUAGCAAGGGCAUUAACUCGACUGUCGAGAUCUGGGGACGUUAAAAAUGUAUGUGAUAGUGAAAAUAAAUUGAAAUACGUAUAAUCCAAAAA